AUGGCCCGAGCCCAAAACAUUCCAAUUUCAGGACUUAUCUUGAAAGAGAAAGCUUUGCAAUUUGCAAACGAAUUGGGUGUUUCGGAGUUCUCGGCGAGCAACGGCUGGUUUGAAUGGUUCAAAGAGAGACAUGGACUUUCCUUCAAAAAGAUGUGCGGAGAAGUCGUUGAUACGCGUCCAGUUGAAGAAUGGAAAAAUGAUCUCUUAAAAGAUGUUCUCCAGCGUUAUAACCCUUGUGAUGUAUUCAACCUUGAUGAGACAGGUCUCUUUUUUCGACUUGUGCCUGACAAGACUUUGACUUUUCAAUCAGAGGGCUGCUAA
Molecule: messenger RNA, 321 nt
Organism: Parasteatoda tepidariorum (common house spider)
Lineage: Eukaryota; Metazoa; Arthropoda; Arachnida; Araneae; Theridiidae
Product: tigger transposable element-derived protein 6-like
Source: RefSeq, a predicted model, not a curated record